Messenger RNA from Melospiza georgiana, 1915 nucleotides. It is a transcript of the gene DNAJC11, whose product is annotated as DnaJ heat shock protein family (Hsp40) member C11. The coding region runs from base 11 to 1690 and encodes 559 amino acids. Lineage: Eukaryota; Metazoa; Chordata; Aves; Passeriformes; Passerellidae. The transcript is spliced from 16 exons. Gene Ontology annotation, biological process: cristae formation. The record is from RefSeq and is a predicted model, not a curated record.
GGUCGGGACGAUGGCGGCGGCCUUGGGCGAGGAGGCGCCGGACAACGAGGACUACUACGGGCUGCUGAACGUGCGCCGUGAGGCCUCCCAGGAGGAGCUGAAGGCAGCGUACCGCCGGCUGUGCAUGCUCUACCACCCCGACAAGCACCGCGACCCCGAGCUCAAGAGCCAGGCUGAGCGUCUCUUCAACCUUGUCCACCAAGCCUAUGAAGUGCUUAGUGAUCCACAGACCAGAGCCAUCUAUGACAUAUAUGGGAGGAGAGGACUGGAGAUGGAAGGCUGGGAGGUUGUGGAACGAAAGAGAACUGCAGCUGAAAUCAGGGAAGAAUUUGAGCGUCUGCAGAGGGAGAGGGAAGAGAGGAGACUGCAGCAGAGAACUAAUCCAAAGGGAACAAUUAGUGUGGGAAUAGAUGCCACUGACCUGUUUGAUCGCUAUGAUGAGGAGUAUGAAGAUGUGCCUGGGAGCAGCUUUCCCCAGAUUGAGAUCAACAAAAUGCACAUAUCCCAGUCCAUCGAGGCACCCCUGACUUCCACAGAUACAGCAAUACUGUCUGGAAACCUUUCCACCCAGAAUGGGAAUGGAGGGGGAUCAAUUAAUCUUGCACUGAGACGAGUGACAUCUGCCAAGGGAUGGGGAGAGUUGGAGUUUGGAGCUGGAGACCUUCAUGGACCUCUCUUUGGGCUGAAGAUAUUUCGUAAUCUUACCCCAAGAUGUUUCAUCACCACAAACUGUGCCCUGCAGUUCUCAUCGCGCGGGGUCCGCCCCGGCCUCACCACGGUCCUGGCCCGAAACCUGGACAAGAACACCAUGGGCUACCUGCAGUGGAGGUGGGGCAUCCAGUCAGCCAUGAACACCAGCAUUGUCCGGGACACCAAAAGCAGCCACCUCACCCUGGCAAUGCAGCUGGGAAUCCCCCAUUCUUUCAUGAUGGUCAGUUACCAGCACAAGUUUCAGGAUGAGGAUCAAACACGAGUGAAAGGUUCUCUCAAGGUGGGUUUCUUUGGGACCAUAGUGGAGUAUGGAGCAGAGAGGAAGAUCUCCAGGCACAGUGUUCUAGGAGCCACUGUCAGCGUUGGUGUUCCUCAAGGAGUGUCCUUGAAAAUCAAGCUGAAUAGGGCCAGCCAGACCUACUUCUUCCCUGUCCAUCUAACAGAUCAGCUGCUUCCCAGUGCUGUGUUCUAUGCCACCGUGGGACCUCUCGUUAUCUACUUUGCCAUGCACAGGCUGGUCAUCAAACCCUACCUCAGGGCACAGAAGGAGAGGGAGCUGGAGAAGCAGCGGGAGAGCACAGCCAGUGACAUCCUACAGAAGAAACAGGAGGCUGAAGCAGCAGUCCGGUUAAUGCAGGAGUCAGUCCGAAGGAUAAUUGAAGCAGAGGAAGCCAGAAUGGGUCUGAUUGUAGUGAAUGCCUGGUAUGGGAAGUUUGUUAACGACAACAGCAGGAAGAAUGAGAAGGUGAAGGUUAUAGAUGUGACUGUGCCUCUGCAGUGCUUGGUGAAGGACUCUAAACUCAUCCUUACAGAGGCCUCCAAGGCUGGGCUGCCAGGCUUCUACGACCCCUGUGUGGGUGAGGAGAAGAGUUUGAAAGUGCUUUAUCAGUUCCGAGGAGUUCUGCACCAGGUGAUGUCAGCUGACAAUGAGGCCCUUAGGAUACCAAAGCAAUCUCACAGGAUCGAUGCCGACGGCUAAUCCGGGAACGCGCGUCCCCCACGGUACCUGGCUCCACAGAAACUGCAAAACCUCCCCCGGACGCUGCCAGUUUGAACAGAGACACUUUUAUUUUUACUGUCUGUACAGCAGGAGGUGUCCUGCUGGUUCUGUUAGGGACGAAAGGACAGACCCUGCUGCUGCAGGCGGCUCCCAGGCAAUAUCUGAGUUGUGGCUCGGUACCCAAUAAAGCAGCGUGACUCUGAG